Molecule: messenger RNA, 1533 nt
Organism: Lacerta agilis (Sand lizard)
Lineage: Eukaryota; Metazoa; Chordata; Lepidosauria; Squamata; Lacertidae
Product: vomeronasal type-2 receptor 26-like
Exons: 4
Coding region: 1-1533 (510 amino acids)
Biological process (GO): G protein-coupled receptor signaling pathway
Cellular component (GO): membrane
Molecular function (GO): G protein-coupled receptor activity
Source: RefSeq, a predicted model, not a curated record
AUGAUAGUAUUAGUUGUCUUCCUGCUAAUACUACUUUCUCAUAUUGCAUCUGAGGACCACUAUGUUAAAUAUAGUGUCCAUGCUCCACACCCUCCACUUCAAAAAUAUCAUCAGUCAGGUAACAUCGUAAUUGGUGGGAUUGUUUCUCUCAGUUUCAUCAGUGUUAAUUCAGUAACCUUCACAACAGAACCUCCAGCACCUUCAUUUGAAGAUCUUUUUCUUGUGCCUAAAAAUUACCAGCACAUCCUGGCCUUGGCAUUUGCAGUAUGGGAGAUAAAUGAAAACCCUCAGCUAUUACCAAAUGUCACCUUGGGUGUCUACAUCCAUGAUAGCUAUUUCAAUGCGCAGAGGACCUAUCAUGCUACUAUGCUACUUACAUCCACAUUGGAGAUAUUUGUCCCUAACUAUUUAUGUGACACCCAUAAUCAUUUGGUAACAGUCAUUGGAGGACUAGAUUCGGAUAUUUCUCUCUUUGUGGCCACUGUAUUGGAUACCUACAAAAUUCCACAGGCACAACCUUUUUCUGUAUGCACUGAGAGUUGUUAUCCUGGUUAUAGCAAGAAAGUGAAGGAGGGGGAGCCAUUUUGCUGCUAUGAUUGCAUCCCAUGUCCUGAAAUGAAGAUUUCAGCUCAAAAGGAUAUGCAUGACUGUUAUGACUGCAUGGACACAACCUAUCCAAACAUGGAGCAUGAUUUUUGCAUACCCAAAGCCAGGACAUUCUUAUCUUAUAAAGAACCUCUGGGGAUCAGCUUAAGCCUCUUUGCACUUUCCUUAGCAGUAAUAACAGCUCUGGUGCUGGGAAUAAUUCUGAAGAACCACAACACUCCCAUUGUCAAAGCCAACAACCAGAACCUCACAUACAUUCUCCUGAUUUCCCUUCUGCUUUGCUUCACUUCUGCAUUGCUUUUCAUUGGCCAUCCUGAACCGGUGACAUGUCUUCUGCGACAAACUGCUUUCAGCAUCAUCUUCUCAGUGGCUGUUUCUUCUGUGCUGGCAAAAACUAUCAUGGUGGUUCUGGCAUUUAUGGCCACAAAGCCAGGAAGCAGGAUGAGAAAAUGGGUGGGGGAAAGCCUGGGCAACUCCAUUGUUGCAUCCUCUUCCUUUGUGCAAGCCGGCAUUUGCAGUGUGUGGCUGGCAACCUCUGCCCCAUUCCCAGAUGUGGACAUGCACUCAGUGACUACAGAAAUUAUAUUAGAAUGUAAUGAGGGAUCUGUCAUUUUAUUUUCUUGUGUCUUGAGCUAUCUUGGCUUCUUGGCUAUUGCCAGUUUUGUUGUGGCUUUCUUUGCUAGGAAGUUACCGGACAGUUUCAAUGAAGCCAAGUUCAUCACUUUCAGCAUGUUGGUCUUCUGCAGUGUGUGGCUAUCCUUCAUUCCAGCUUAUCUGAGCUCCAAGGGCAAAUACAUGGUGGCUGUGGAGGUCUUUUCUAUUUUAGCUUCCAGUGCUGGGUUGCUGGGUUGCAUCUUUGCACCCAAAUGUUAUAUCAUUUUGUUGAGGCCUGAGCUGAAUAACAGGGGACAGCUAGUAAGAAGAUAA